UAUUGCUAUCAUGGAAAUUAUGUAGAAACACAAGUUGGCACCUGCCCGAUCGAAGUUCCUCUACAUGUGACGGAUGAGGAUGUCCGAGUUUAUCCCCUUCCAUGCCACAGCAUGUUUAUUUUGUGGCAAUUUCAUGUGACCUGAAGAACCUUGCACCUCUUAUUUUUCCUGUUUGUUUGUUUAAUCCUCCGAUGAUUUCUUAAUCUAGUGGAAGUACAAGUGGCGCAGGAGAACCCAACAUAAUGAGAUAGGCCCUCAUUCAGAUUCAGUGCUGCUGAAAUAUGAGGAAUGGAGAUCACUAGCCACUUCAGCAGCAGCAGCGAUGUCUGGAGCUCAGGGGGGAUGAACUUUAAAUAGAUAAAGAGAAGCUUCUAGCAGCAUGAUGGUCCACACUUUUUCUCCACCAUUUGCUCAGCAACUUGCCUCCUCCGGCCCCAUGCAAAGUAUUAAUAUGAGUUCGAGUUGACCCACAGAAGCAGUAUAUAUCCCACCAAAGCCACUGCACCACAAGAUCCACAAGAAGCUGCCUGGCUAUACAUUAUAUUCAUUAUAUUUACUACACAGGGAUGUUUCCGGUCUUUCGUAGGGGCCUUGUAGUCUCCACGGGAUGGAAUUCAUGGAAGUAGCCGGAAGCGGCGCGAGCGUGGUGAUCGAUCCGGAGGCGGGCAUGGAGGCGCAUUCGUCGCGCGGGAAGCUGCCGUCGUCGCGGUACAAGGGCGUGGUGCCGCAGCCCAACGGGCGGUGGGGCUCGCAGAUCUACGAGAAGCACCAGCGCGUGUGGCUCGGCACCUUCAACGAGGAGGCGGAGGCGGCGCGGGCCUACGACGCCGCCGCGCAGCGGUUCCGCGGCCGAGACGCGGUGACCAACUUCCGGCCGCUGAGCGAGGCCGAGGAGGAGGACGCGGCGGAGCUCGGCUUCCUCUCCUCGCGCUCCAAGGCCGAGGUCGUCGACAUGCUCCGCAAGCACACCUACCUCGACGAGCUGAGGCAGAGCAAGCGCUCGGUGGGCGGUCGUGGCGAGAAGGAGGCGGUCGCUCGCGGGGAGAAGACGGCGGCGCCGGGCGCCUCGGGGGCGGAGAGGCGGCAGCGGCUAUUCGACAAGGCGGUGACGCCGAGCGACGUGGGGAAGUUGAACCGGUUGGUGAUACCGAAGCAGCACGCGGAGAAGUACCUGCCGCUCCCCAGGACCGGCGGCGUCGGCGGCGGCGGGAGCGAGGACGGGAAGGGCUUGCUGUUGAACUUCGAGGACGCCGCUGGUAAGAUGUGGCGCUUCCGGUAUUCAUACUGGAACAGCAGCCAGAGCUACGUGCUGACCAAAGGCUGGAGCCGUUUCGUGAAGGAGAAGGGCCUCGAGGCCGGCGACGUCGUCUCCUUCGAGCGGUCCACCGGCCCCGAAAAACAACUAUUCAUCGACGCCGUCGCCGCCUCCGGCCGCCGCCGCAGCGCGGCAAUCCCACCGUCCCAAGUCGUGAGACUUUUCGGCGUCGAGAUCGCAAGCAUUAUGCCUCCGCCGCAUGCUGGAACAGGAAAGAUGAACAAUGAGAACGCGGAGCUAAUCCCCUCGCCGCCGCCGACGCCGCCGAUUAAGAAACAGCGCGUAGAAGCUUUCUAGCAAUAUUUUGCUUAAUUAGGCUAGAAAUUUCGCUCCUUUCCCAAGCGUUUCAUUUCGAGAUCUUGUCUAUAACAAAGCAGAAACGGAAAAUUCGAGUCUCGAAGAACGAAA
Messenger RNA from Zingiber officinale, 1723 nucleotides. Its product is annotated as AP2/ERF and B3 domain-containing protein Os05g0549800-like. The record is from RefSeq and is a predicted model, not a curated record. The transcript has 2 exons. NCBI's taxonomy places the organism in Eukaryota, Viridiplantae, Streptophyta, Magnoliopsida, Zingiberales, Zingiberaceae. Gene Ontology annotation, molecular function: DNA binding; DNA-binding transcription factor activity. Bases 608 to 1612 code for a protein of 334 amino acids. Gene Ontology annotation, biological process: regulation of DNA-templated transcription.